GAAAACAUCUUCGCUCACCUAAAAUAAGUGAUUUUGACAUAUAAAAACAGGUUUAAGGAAGAUUUGAAGUACUACUCACACUACAGGUUUGACUUUAGAUACUGAGAAUUGUGUCCUUCAAACCGAGGUACGUCGGUCGUGCGCUACGAUGCCGCGCGAUAUUAUUACUUUACAACUAGGACAAUGUGGGAAUCAAAUUGGGAUGGAGUUUUGGAAGCAGCUGUGCGCUGAACAUGGAAUCAGUCCUGAAGGUACACUUGAAGAAUUCGCAACAAGUGACGCUGAUCGCAAAGAUGUCUUUUUCUACCAAGCAGAUGAUGCUCAUUAUAUUCCUCGUGCUGUGUUACUGGACUUGGAACCACGUGUAAUCAAUACAAUAUUAUCUUCACCUUAUGCUCGACUUUACAAUCCAGAAAAUGUAUAUUUAUCUAAACAUGGAGGUGGUGCCGGUAAUAAUUGGGCAGCUGGAUACACACAAGGUGAAAAACUGGAGGAAGAAGUGUUUGAUAUUAUUGAUCGUGAAGCCGAAGGAAGUGAUAGCUUAGAGGGCUUCGUAAUGACUCAUUCUAUCGCUGGAGGAACAGGGUCUGGGAUGGGUUCAUUUAUUCUUGAACGUCUUAAUUCACACUUCCCAAAAAAACUUAUUCAAACGUAUUCAGUAUUCCCAAAUUUAGAAGAAACUAGUGAUGUUGUUGUUCAACCUUAUAACAGUUUGUUAACACUAAAACGUCUCACUUUGAAUGCUGAUUGUGUGGUUGUUCUAGAUAAUACUGCUCUGCAUCGUAUAGCUACUGAUCGUUUGCAUAUUGAGAAUCCAUCAUUUGCACAAAUCAAUCAGCUGGUCUCCAAAGUAAUGUCUGCAAGUACGGCUACACUUCGUUAUCCCAGCUAUAUGAAUAAUGAUUUAAUUGGCUUAAUAGCUCCACUAACUCCAACUCCACGAUUGCAUUUCUUAAUGACUGGUUAUACCCCAUUAACAACAGAUACUGAAGUUCCAACUAUUCGACGGACAACUGUAUUCGAUGUCAUGAGACGUUUAUUACAGCCAAAAAAUAUGAUGGUCUCCACUCCAACACAGCGCGGUGUCAGUCAUUGUUAUGUUUCUAUACUAAAUAUAAUUCAAGGAGAAGUCGAUCCUACUGAAGUACAUAAAUCACUACAGAGAAUUCGAGAACGCCGUAUGGCUCAGUUUAUACCUUGGGGUCCAGCUAGCAUUCAAGUUGCUCUGUCUAGGCGAUCUCCAUAUGUUCAGACACCACAUCGUGUUAGUGGUCUUUUACUUGCAAAUCAUACAAGCAUAUCAACUCUUUUCCUACGUACCUUAGCUCAGUAUGAUAAAUUACGUACUCGUGGUGCUUUUAUUGAACAAUUCCGUAAGGAAGAUGUAUUUCGUGAUGAUCCAGAAUUAAAAGAAUUUUCUGACAGUAGACAAGUUGUUCAUAAUUUAAUUGAAGAGCAUAGUGCAGCAACUCGAUCUGAUUAUAUUCAUUGGGGUGCUCAACGUGCUGCCGCAGUAGCUGCAACACAAGCAGCGGCCGCGGCAGCCGCCAAUUCAAAUUCUUGAAUUUCUUAUUAGAUAUUUUUCGAACAUUUAUGUUUUUUGGUAAAAGCUAUUCAGUUACAAAAACUACAUUUUGUACUUUUCAAAUGUUUGUCUCAAAAUUUUUUUGUAAGAUUUCCUUUUUUAACAACGUUUAGUUUUUUCAUCUGGUUUUUUAUUAAAAAAGAACACUUCAUUCUGAGCAUUUGUAAACAUAUCAGUAUUCACAGGUUGUUGUGAAAGCAUAAAUAUCCAGACCUGUUAACAAUGCAUGAAUUAAAUUGUUUGAUAUUUCUACAUGCUUUUUCCUUUAAAAUAGUAAGCAGCUUCAGUGCUAAGGUUUUUUUCUUCGAUACUGUUUGUGGGAUCUACAAUUGAUUGUGUAGUAUUGAAGGGGUGAAAUUUUCUUGACACUACUGUUUUCAGUUGAUUAACUUUAAUAUGAUGUAAAUGAAUGAAAACUACCUUUGUUAAUGCCCUGAAUUUAGUCGUCUUAGAUGUUCAUGAUCUCUAGAAAUGUUUUAAAUGUCUAAAAAUAGGAUGAAUAGUUAUUUACUGUUGCGUAUGCACAAUUGUUCCGAUUCUACUUAAUUCCCCUGUCAUCAAAAACUAUGUUGCUGGAUUACUGUGUUUAGUGCGACAAAACAAUCUCAGUUGUUUAAUACAAGUAGGAAUUCUAACUUUCUCGAAAACAUUGGUAAUUACUUCUGUGUGAUAUAUCUCAUCAAUUAAAUUAUGCUACACUUAAGGAACUGUGUUAAUUGGUUCAUCUUAUUUGUCUAUUCCAUAUGUUUCUACUGGCCACAUCAGUGCAAAAUGAAUUUUCAAGAUAUGAUAGCUUAUUGUAUAUAAACUAAAAUGAAUACGAAAAAAUAAAGUUGUGGACGUUAAACUAUAAAGAAAACAGAUCUGUUCCCCUUAGUUGUUCAUAUUAGGUUAUGUUGUUGGUUCUCUUUAAAUCGUUAUCAUCUUAAAUCUGCGGAGGAUCAACAGACAGUCGAAAAUUCAUGUUGAUUAUAAUUAAAAUAUUGUUUAUGAUCUGAAAAUCAACUUGUAGUGAAUAACUUGCCACAAAAUACUUGGAGUAUUCAUGCUAUCGAUGUAUUUAUUAGAAGGAUGCUAAGCAUUUGUACCAUACAUAGAUAUAAAUUAAAUCUCUAGAAUACACCAUAACUGUUACUCAUUUUAUAUAAAAUAAUUGUUAAUGUUUUGAAGUUGUUGACCCAUACGAUUUAUCACAUCAGAAUCAUUCGUACAAUACACACUUAUUUUUAGUAUUAGUGGGAGACUGGCAAAAGCUUAAAGAUCUAAAUAGGUGGGAUUUUUGUGUAAUAGCGAGAUACUAGAGUGGUAGGUGGAAAUAUUACGCAUAAACUAUGUGAUUCGAGAUGUAAAUUCGUGAAAUAUAAAAUACAUAAUUUGAUUUUGAAACUCAAGAUUUUAGGAAUGACAAUAAGUGAACGCGUUUAGGAAGGUUAUGAACUGUAUUACUUCAUGUUUCUAACAACUUGCUAUGAUAAUCAAGAGGACCCCAAUCAGGUAGUCUUCACCUACCAACUGAAUUCAACAGUCAAGUUCGUCUACAUCACUAUCUUCCAAUCUAGUAUUUCAUAAUAUAACCUCUUUCCUAUUAAAUACAAUCAUAACUGACAACUCUCUCCGUACCUCUUGAUAUUAUGUUAUCGAUUCAAGGGUUUGAUCAAUCCUACUUUCAUUUCUAUUCUUUCCUUUUUGUGUAUUGCACUAUGCUACUUACUAAUAUUCAGUAACUUAUAUCAAUGUCAAUCAUUUCUGAACAUAUCAAAUAACUUGUACGUCGUUUUUUGGUCAUUCAAAAUAUCUACAUGAGUCUAUGACAUUUAAUCCACCUAUUAUUGUAAUUGUAUUCUCUUAACAGUUCUAAAAAUUGUCUUUAUUCCAUAUAUUUUCAUUGAAUAUAUGUUCAUUUAUAACAGUUUCCAUAAUUCCCUUGCGCAGUUCUCGUUUCGAUUUGUUGAUUGCCAUCGUUGGGUUGAUAUAUCUCCUGGCUGUUACUUAGCUUACCAAACAUUUCUUGUAAAUAAUUCUUAGAUAACU
Schistosoma haematobium is the source of this 3616-nucleotide messenger RNA. It is a transcript of the gene TUBG2, whose product is annotated as Tubulin gamma-2 chain. Gene Ontology annotation, cellular component: nucleus; cytoplasm; microtubule. Gene Ontology annotation, biological process: cytoplasmic microtubule organization; mitotic cell cycle; microtubule nucleation. The record is from RefSeq and is a predicted model, not a curated record. The coding region runs from base 149 to 1564 and encodes 471 amino acids. Lineage: Eukaryota; Metazoa; Platyhelminthes; Trematoda; Strigeidida; Schistosomatidae. The transcript is spliced from 8 exons. Gene Ontology annotation, molecular function: GTP binding; structural constituent of cytoskeleton.